This is a messenger RNA of Terrapene triunguis (Three-toed box turtle), 482 nucleotides long. RefSeq names its product matrix metalloproteinase-9-like. The record is from RefSeq and is a predicted model, not a curated record. NCBI's taxonomy places the organism in Eukaryota, Metazoa, Chordata, Testudines, Emydidae. Gene Ontology annotation, molecular function: heparin binding. The transcript is spliced from 3 exons. Gene Ontology annotation, cellular component: cell surface. The annotation marks the transcript as partial.
UUCAGACAGCUCCCCUUGCGUCUUCCCUUUCAUCUAUGAGGGCAAUACCUACCACAACUGUACGGCAGUCAAUGACCAGAUGGGAAGGCCCUGGUGUGCUACCACUCCCAACUAUGACAAAGACCAUCUGUGGCGCUAUUGCUUGAGCAAGGCCUAUGGGGGGAACUCGAAUGGUCAGCGCUGCAUAUUUCCUUUUGUCUACAAAACCGAGCUAUUUCACAGCUGCACCAACGCUGGAGACAAUAUGGGAAAUUUCUGGUGUGCCACAACCAAGAACUACAACCAGGAUAAGCUGUGGAGCUACUGUCCAGAUAUCAUCCUGGGUGGGAACGCAGUAGGAAAGAGCUGUGCGAUCCCCUUCACCUAUAACAAACAAGAGUACCACACCUGCACCAGCGACGGGGCGAGCUCAGGAAAACUGUGGUGCAGCACCACCAGGAAUUAUGACGUGGACAAGAAGUGGACUUACUGCUCCACGCCAG